UUCCUAUCCAGUCCCAACAGAUCCAGCGGGGACAGAAUGUGGUUCUCGGAGAACGCGGCAGUUCCACGACUCUUCUCCCAAACUUCCUGAAGUCUUUCCCCCAAACUGCGUGGAUUUCUUUUAUCCCAGUGUUCUUGUUCUCGUUUCAAGGAAGACAAACACCGCCCGGUUGGAUUAAAAACGUGUCAAGGAAUAAUUUGUUUUGUCGUUAAAUGUGUCAGGCAGCAGCUGACGUCCUCAUGCCCUGCCCUGUGACUCCUGCUUGGCCUGCUGAGCCCAUCAUAGGUGCUUGUGUGUCUGUUCUGGGCUGCAGCGACUGAGCGCUGGUGUCGGCCCCUGCUGGUGCCGGUGGAGGCGGGUGGUGAGAGGGCCCAGAGCCCCGGAAGCAGGCGGAGGGGCCUGUCCUGUCGCAGCCACACGAAGAUGAACAAACUGAACUUCCACAACAACAAAACCAUGCAGGACCGUCGCUGUGUCUGUGUUUUUCUGCCCAAUGAUGACACACUCAAUGUCAUAGUCAAUGUGAAGACUUUGUGCCAGGAACUGUUGGUCCAGGUGUGUGACCUUCUGAGGCUGAAGGAUUGUCACCUGUUUGGUCUCAGCGUCAUUCAGAAUAAUGAACACAUCUAUAUGGAGCUGGAUCAGAAACUGUCCAAAUACUGUCCCAAAGAAUGGAAGCGAGAAGCCAGCAAGGGAAUCGACCAGUUUGGUCCUCCUAUGAUCAUUCACUUCAGAGCCCAGUAUUACGUGGAGAACGGAAGAUUAAUCAGUGACCGUGUAGCCAGGUACUACUACUACUGGCACCUGAGGAAACAGGUGCUGCUCUCUCAGUGUAUUCAGAGAGAGGAGGCCUACUUCCUCCUGGCAGCGUUCGCCCUGCAGGCCGACCUCGGCAACUUCAAACGCAACAAGCACUUUGGGAAGUACUUUGAACCGGAAGCCUACUUCCCUCCGUGGGUGAUCACUAAACGUGGUCGUGAGUACAUCCUGAGGCACAUCCCAAACAUGCACAAGGACCAGUUUGCUCUCACAGCUUCAGAGGCUCACCUCAAAUACAUCAAGGAGUGUGCACAGCUCGAUGAUGUCACUGUCCACUACUACAGACUCUACAAGGACAAGAAAGAAGUAGAGGCGUCUCUCACGUUGGGACUGACUUUACGUGGAAUUCAAAUAUUCCAGAACGUCGGCUCAGUGAGGCAGCUGUUGUACGACUUCCCCUGGACCAACGUGGGCAAACUGGUAUUCGUGGGGAAGAAGUUCGAAAUCCUCCCAGACGGACUCCCCUCGGCCCGCAAACUCAUCUACUACACGGGUUGUCCGAUACGCUCCCGCCACCUCCUGCAGCUGCUCAGUAACAGCCACCGGCUCUACAUGAACCUGCAGCCUGUUCUCAAACAAGUCCGUCGCCUGGAAGAAAACGAAGAGAAGAAACAGUACAGGGAGUCGUACAUCAGCGAUGCUCUGGAACUGGACAUGGACCACCUGGACAAGCGUUCCCGGGCCAGCGGCAGCAGCGCGGGGAGCAUGUCCCAUCACAAGCGCCUGUCCCGUCACUCCACCACCAGCCACGGCAGCUCGCACACCUCGGGCAUUGAGACGGACAGCUUCAGGGCCCCGGGUCAGGCGCCGCACAGGCCGCUGCGAACCUGCAGCUCGUCCACGACCAGCCACGGGAGCUCGCACACGUCCGGCAUCGAGAGCAGCGGCAAGGAGCGAAUACUGGACGAUGACGAGAUUGAGAUGCUGGUGGACGACCCCAAAGAUUAUGAAGAGCUGCAUGAGAUGGCUCUGGACCAGGAGCUGUGUAUCCACAUCACUGAGGACAUGCUGACAAAGUCUCCUGAUCAGACAAAUGGAUACUCUGGACUGAUAGUGAAAGACGUCAGCUCCUCCACAUCCAGCUCCUCCGAGACCGUGGUCAAGAUGAGAGGACAGAGCAUCGAGUCUCUGCCGCAGACGUCUGCAUGCAGGAAGCCCGACUCCUCCACCGACCGGCACAGCCAGUCUCUCGACGACAUCCGUCUCUACCAGAAGGACUGCCUGCAGUGGGCGGAGCUGUGCCAGGACACCGCCCACAGCUACACGUUCGGCUGCGCUCAGGAGCUGAGCGACGGCAGCAGCUACCAGGGCCUGGCCGACCAGCGCGGCGGCAUGCUCGGCGACCAGCACCCGUUCCCCAUCAAGAGAACCAACAAGUACUUCUCCCUGGACCUGACCAACGACGAGGUCCCCGAGUUUGUGGUGUGACGGAGACGCAGACGCGGCAACCUUACGGUGACCUUUUGUCACCUCUGUGUCAGAUGUGGAGGUUUUUUCAGCCCUCAGGGAACGAGACUGCAGGGGAGCGAUGGAUGGGGGGGAGAUGAGUGAACUGGCAACAUCUUCAGUUGCCACUUUGGCCGAAUGACACAC
Messenger RNA from Solea solea (common sole), 2412 nucleotides. RefSeq names its product FERM domain containing 6 (gene frmd6). Gene Ontology annotation, cellular component: cytoskeleton; cytoplasmic side of apical plasma membrane. Bases 424 to 2247 code for a protein of 607 amino acids. The record is from RefSeq and is a predicted model, not a curated record. The transcript has 14 exons. Gene Ontology annotation, biological process: positive regulation of hippo signaling. Lineage: Eukaryota; Metazoa; Chordata; Actinopteri; Pleuronectiformes; Soleidae.